GCGUUGCCGGGUGGCUUAUGCAAAUAUACGUAGAGACUUCCUCCCGCUGCGUGGCUUGUCCCAGAGGCGUGUCUAGAGCGUGCCGGGAGAGAAGGCUCGCGCGACAGGGAGAGGACGCGGGAGCAGCUGACGGUGACUUUGCUUAUCAGCCAUGAUUGUCUUACCCCCGGGACUGACAGAUGAAGAGGAGGCUCUGCAGAAGAAGUUUGCCAAACUCAAGAAAAAGAAAAAGGCCCUCAUGGCCUUGAAGAAGCAGCAGAGUUCAACCAGCCAAGCCAGCCAGGGAGGAAUUAAACGCUCCAUCUCUGACCAGCCGGUCGUGGACACGGCCACAGCCACGGAGCAAGCCAAGAUGCUCGUGAAAACGGGGGCCAUCAGCGCUAUCAAAGCCGAGAACAAGAACUCGGGGUUCAAGCGCUCUCGCACGCUGGAAGGGAAGCUGAAAGAUCCCGAGAAAGGACCAGUCACAACUUUCCAACCUUUUCAGCGCAGCAUCUCUGCAGAUGAUGAUUCUCAAGAGUCACGGCGUCCCCAGAGGAAGUCUCUCUAUGAAAGCUUUGUGAGCUCCAGCGAUCGCCUGCGGGAUACAGAGAAGGAUCUAGAAGUGGGCAGGGAUCCGGACAAAGAGCCAGAGCAGGGGGAGAACCUCCGCAAUUUCGAGUGGGACUAUGACCGUGAUCGCAGCCGGGACCGGAGCAGAGAGCGUGACAGAGACCGGGAUCGAGACCGGGACAGGGAUCGGGACCGAGACAGAGACAGAGAGGGCAGCUUCCGCCGUUCGGAUUCAUUCCCGGACCGACGUGCUCCGCGCAAAGGGAACACGGUGUACGUCUACGGGGCGGACAUGAAGCAGAGCAUGCUGCGCACCGCUUUCUCGGCCUUUGGGAACAUCAUUGACCUCUCCAUGGACAAUCCCCGCAACUGUGCUUUUGUCACCUAUGAGAAGAUGGAGUCUGCGGACCAAGCCAUUGCUGAGCUCAACGGAAAGGUGGUGGAGGAUGUUCAGCUGAAAGUCAGCAUUGCCCGCAAGCAGCCCAUGCUGGACGCAGCCACCGGCAAAUCGGUCUGGGGGUCUUUGGCUGUGAAGAAUAGCACCAAGGGCUCUCACCGGGACAAGCGAUCCCAGGUCGUUUACAACGAAGACAUCUUCUGAGGCCUGUGGGACAAUCCCCAUUUCGAGUGGUGGGGUGUUUCUUAAAUGUUUGCUUUUUUUUGUUGUUGUUAAGAUGUGCAAAUAAACAUUGCCUGUGUCUUCGAAAAAGCA
Molecule: messenger RNA, 1264 nt
Organism: Podarcis raffonei (Aeolian wall lizard)
Lineage: Eukaryota; Metazoa; Chordata; Lepidosauria; Squamata; Lacertidae
Gene: NELFE
Product: negative elongation factor complex member E
Exons: 11
Coding region: 152-1153 (333 amino acids)
Biological process (GO): negative regulation of transcription elongation by RNA polymerase II
Cellular component (GO): NELF complex
Molecular function (GO): RNA binding
Source: RefSeq, a predicted model, not a curated record